CCAUCUUUUUAAGGUGCGAACCUGCCACCCCUUCAUCUUUUCCGGCGAGAUCAAGAUGGCAUCUUCAGUGUCAACACUGUCUUUUGCAUUUUCCCGCCUAAAUUUCAUUCCAAAACCCUUACUGUCAUCACCUCUAAAAACACUAAAAUGGCAGAAGCAACUGCUUCUAACCGCCAGACACUCUCCCCUCUUUUCUUCUCCUUCCUCAUCGUUUUCCUUAUCUUCUCACUUCUCCACUAUAAGAAACUGCAUAUCUCCAAAAUACAACAAUGAAAAGGCGAUCCCCGUUGAAGAUUUGGUUGUUCUUGGGAUCGAAACGAGUUGCGAUGACACAGCAGCUGCUGUGGUCAGAGGUAACGGUGAAAUACUCAGCCAAGUUGUGUCUUCUCAGGCAGAUUUGCUUGCUCGGAAUGGCGGUGUUGAUCCUAAAAUGGCAGGAGAAGCACAUUCGCAAGUCAUUGAUCAGGUUGUGCAAGAAACACUUGAUAAAGCUAAUUUAACUGAGAAGGAUCUAUCAGCAGUUGCCGUUACAAUUGGUCCUGGCUUAAGCAUCUGUCUUCGUGUUGGUGUGCAGAAGGCUCGGAAAGUUGCUGGUAGAUUCAAUCUACCAAUUAUCAGUGUGCACCACAUGGAGGCUCAUACUCUAGUAGCCAGGCUAAUAGAAAAGAACUUGCAAUUUCCUUUCGUGGCCUUGCUAAUAUCAGGAGGACACAAUCUCCUCAUUCUUGCCCAUGAUCUUGGUCAGUACACGCAACUUGGGACAACAAUAGAUGAUGCAAUUGGUGAGGCUUUUGACAAGACAGCAAAAUGGCUUGGCCUUGAUAUGAGGAGGAGUGGUGGACCAGCCAUUGAGGAACUUGCAGGAGAGGGUAAUGCAGAAUCAGUCAGAUUCUCAAUUCCAAUGAAACAACAUAAAGAUUGCAAUUUCUCUUAUGCUGGUCUAAAGACUCAAGUGAAGUUGGCAAUUGCAUCCAAAAAUAUUGAUGCUACAAUUCCCAUUUCAUGUGCAAGUAGUCAAGACAGAAGUUCUCGUGCUGACAUUGCUGCCUCUUUUCAGCGAGUAGCAGUAUUACAUCUGGAGGAAAGGUGUCAACGGGCAAUUGAGUGGGCAUUGAAAAUUGAGCCUUCUAUAAAGUCUCUGGUAGUAUCUGGAGGUGUUGCAUCAAAUCAAUAUGUAAGAGCUCGAUUAAAUCAGAUUGUGAAGAACAAUGGCCUGCAGCUAGUGUGUCCCCCUCCCAGUCUAUGCACUGACAAUGGUGUUAUGGUGGCUUGGACUGGUAUUGAGCAGUUUGUUGUUGGAAGAUAUGACCCCCCACCACCUGUUAAUGAACCAGAAGAUUUUGUGUAUGAUGUGCGUCCAAGGUGGCCAUUAGGGGAGGAAUAUGCUGAAGGAAGAAGCAAAGCUCGCUCAUUGAGAAGGGUCCGGAUUUAUCCAUCUCUCACAUCUCUUGUACAGGCAUCUCUUCAACAACAAUGAUAGUGUUAAAACAGUAUCACAAAAUGUGGGUAAUCAGUUAAUAGAUCCAAGAACCAAACCCCAUCUGUGGAUUAUACAUAUCUCGAAUGUUGCAAUGAUGUCUUCUUCGCUUAACCAAGUGUAUUAGCAAAUGGAAUAUGUUUGCUUGGAUGGCAGUGGUUCAGAAGAUGAAGAUGGGCAUUCCAAGCAGAGUUGUGAAAUAAUCGACUUCCUUUUUCACUUUUUCUUCAUUCCCCUUUUGCAGAUAUUGUAAUUUAAAUUAAAAUGUUGUCUUCCGU
Messenger RNA from Rubroshorea leprosula, 1755 nucleotides. Lineage: Eukaryota; Viridiplantae; Streptophyta; Magnoliopsida; Malvales; Dipterocarpaceae. The record is from the annotation of a GenBank genome assembly.